AGCUUCUUGGUGGCCGUCACCUAUCAGUCUUGAACCGGUAGACGCUGCAGCUUCGUGUCAUCGACAGCAGGCUGAGGCUUGGGCUCUCUUCCUCUCUGGAGCCAGGGGUCCACCGCGAAAAAUAAAAAAAUUGGCGCGCAAGGAGACAAAGACGCGACAGAAGAGAAGCAGCCAGCAGCAGACAUCCGCACUGACCGCCUGCCAGUCUCUCUUUCCUCUGCGCACCCUCACUGGGUCCGUCUGUCAUUCUCUACUCAACACGCAGCGCAGGUGCAUCUUCGAACACCCGCCUUUACCUGACUUUUCAACAACAACCCCUGUCGGCUUGACUUUUUCCCAUACGCCGCGCUUGCAACAUCGACGAUGGACGCGUCGCGCAUCUCUCAGGUCCUGCCGACACUCAAGUGCUCCAAGUGUGGUGCGGCGAUGCGCUUGGAUGCAGUGGGUGACCAUAUCUGCGAGACUCUACCCACAUCUCGCAUGCCAGCGAUUAUCGAAAUGUCGCCAGCACAGCAAAGCAGGCCUCCGGGCAGGCCAGAUACGGCAUCGAGUCGACACUAUCAUGAAGGUCAUGCAUGGCCUUCGCAACUACAGGAACGAUCAAGAGAACAACUGCCAAAGCAUGUCGAGGCCGACGCAGUCCUUGGCCGACUCAAUACGCUCUCGCGACCACUUAAUCAGCAACGAUUUGCCGGUCCUCCAAAAGCGGCACGCGCUGGACCUGUCCAAAUGCGUGAUCCACGCAUGACUGUUAUGCCGCUGCGUGCUCAUCCUCACUACGAGCAUCGCGAGGACGAUGUGCGCUCAGUGGCCUCGCGCGGUUCAAAUCGAUCGCAGGGCAGCCAACGCAGUGGUGGUAGCGCGGGACGGCUGCGUAUUUCUGAACCGUUGGAUGAUGCGCUGGCAAGCAUGGACUCAGGGCCCUUUGGUAUCGCUGGUGUGGCCUCUCGUCUGGACCCUACGGUCUUUGUUGCCCCUGAGUUUGUCAACCAGACGAAGAAGCCAAGUCAACGUGGCCAUCAGGACGAGUGGCGAGAUCAAGGCGCACGCAAUCCCCCUGCAAGACGAUACAUGUCGGCUUCCUCUCAGGACUAUGCGUAUGAGCAACGCCUCCCAUCGCGACCAUCCACAGCUGGAAGCCAACAUUCCGGACAUGGUCUACAGCUCGAUCGCACACAAAUGCACUUUCAAUAUGACCAAGAAGAACGUCCACGUACAGCGACGCGACAAGUUCCUCCUCGACAACCUCAACAGCGAGAUCCUUAUGCGCGGUACGGGCCAGACUCUGUGCCUGCUCCUUCACGAUUACAACUCGCACCCCUGGCGAGCGUUCGUCCACCAGCUUCGCAAGAACAGCGACACAUACGUCAGGAUACCUCUUCUUCCCUUGGUACCGUCAUGACGAGUCGCUCUGGUGUGAGCGUGCGCUCCAGUAUCAGCUCUGCUACGCCAGAAACUGUAAUUGCAGUACUACCGCCCACUGUUGCAGAAGAACAAUAUGUUGCACCAAGUUUGUUGAAGGACAAGGCGGCGCGCACCCAAAAACACAUACAAGCAGCAGCACUUCCACGCAGCGGAACGACUGAGAGUUUUGAUCGUUUACUGGCUGAUAUUGGCGCCUCGAUUGAUGAAUUGCAGCCGCCACGGGAGAUGAAGGAUCCACAGGAUGUCGGCGGCUCACCCUCGAGUCACUACUCUCCUGUUCCUGCUGCAGUCGAUGCUGUGCGAUCUACGCCAAGAGUUGUAUGGUCUGCCCAAGCGCCCGCUUCCAUGCAAGAUGGACAUGACCGUCGAGAAGAGACCAUGCCAGUACCACGCAUGCUGGGAUCACCUGCAAGUUUACGAUCGAAAGAAACAAUGAAGAGUCAAACCUCCUCUGAAGAAUCUUUUCAACAGCAAACGGCACCGAAGCCCACAACUCAACCGACUCCCAAAGCUACCGCAACUUCAGUCGCUUGCCGUGCAUGCAAACAACCCAUCAAGCAAGGCCAGAAGUCAGUCUCCAGUAAAGAUGGCAAGCUCACCGGGAAAUACCACAAAGACUGUUUCCGCUGCACCACUUGCUUCUGUCUCUUUCCAGCAGGUGACUUCUACGUAUUUGAUGAUCGGCCAUAUUGUGGUCAGCACUAUCAUGCUGCAAACGGGUCAUUGUGUGAUGUCUGUGGCACAGGUGUCGAAGGUGCCUGUGUUGCUGAUGGGACCAAACGAUGGCAUGCAACGUGUUUUGAGCGAAAACAGCAAAAGGCGCAUGGUCGACAAGGCACUCAGCAGACGAGUACAUCGAAAACUGCGUUGCCUGCUGGGGUGGCAGUCCUGGCUGGGGGAAGGCAUGGCUCCUAUGAUCAUUUCUGAUGAUGAAGUCCGCAUGGUUUACUUAGUUUCUAGAUGAUAACGCUCUAGAGCUGCUAGCUAGUUUUACAGUCCCUGGUGGACUUUCAAUUGCCCGGUGUCUAUUAGGCAAGGCGUGAAACGUUGCCCAUCUCGGAAUUAGCCGAUGAAGACAUACUCAAUCGCAGGCCA
Molecule: messenger RNA, 2520 nt
Organism: Protomyces lactucae-debilis
Lineage: Eukaryota; Fungi; Ascomycota; Taphrinomycetes; Taphrinales; Protomycetaceae
Exons: 1
Coding region: 364-2352 (662 amino acids)
Source: RefSeq, a predicted model, not a curated record